GUACAAUAUUUCGCGAACAGUCAUCCAGUGGACGACCAUGUCUGCAUCCCUAACACAGACGACGAAAUCGAACACCGCACUGUUGCCAGAAUUUCCGUCAUUCAUUCGUUUACUAUCGCCAUCGUGUGAGUGUUACUCUAGCUACCUAUCGAGAUGUCUGAAGUUGCCACUGAAGCCGCUGCCGCAGCCCCGGCUGCCUCGCCAGCCAAGACCAAGAAGCCAAGGGCCCCCAAGGGACAGGGCAAGCCGAAGAAGCCGUCGACCCACCCCCCAGUCAACGACAUGGUUGUUGCUGCCAUCAAAACCUUGAAGGAACGCAACGGAUCGUCCCUGCAGGCCAUCAAGAAGUACAUCGCCGCCAACUACAAAUGCGAUGUCGCCAAGCUUGCCCCAUUCCUCAAGAAGGCCUUGAAGAAUGGCGUCGAGAAGGGCAAGUUCGUCCAAACCAAGGGCACCGGCGCUUCCGGUUCGUUCAAGCUGAAGGCUGAAGCUAAGAAGGCCGCCAGUGAGAAGAAACCGAAGAAGGCCGGCGAGAAGAAGGCCAAGAAGGCUACCGGAGAGAAGAAGAAGGCCACCAAGAAACCAGCUGGGGAGAAGAAGGCCAAGAAGCCAGCCGGCGAGAAGAAAGCCAAGAAGCCGGCUGCAGCCAAGAAAGCCAAAGCUGCUGGUGCCAAGGCUGCCAAAAAGGCCGGUGGUGUGAAGAAGGCUGCUGCUCCGAAGCAGAAGGCCACCAAACCUUCCAAGACCGCCGCCAAGAAGCCCAAGACCCCAAAACCGAAGAAGGCUGCCCCAGCCAAGAAAGCUGCCGCGAAGAAGACCGCUGCCAAGAAGUAAAUUUGGGACAGCAACCGUACUGUUGUAAAACAGUAUCUAACAUCCAAUCAGUCCUUUUCAGGACUACCAUCCAAGUUUAGAACAAAGAGUUGCACAGUCAAUGAUAUUCCAUUCCUCUCACAGAGGGAAAUAAAUCCCCCCGAAAAGU
Messenger RNA from Aedes aegypti (yellow fever mosquito), 982 nucleotides. RefSeq names its product histone H1-like. Gene Ontology annotation, molecular function: double-stranded DNA binding; structural constituent of chromatin; nucleosomal DNA binding. Gene Ontology annotation, cellular component: nucleus; nucleosome. The coding region runs from base 154 to 834 and encodes 226 amino acids. The record is from RefSeq and is a predicted model, not a curated record. Lineage: Eukaryota; Metazoa; Arthropoda; Insecta; Diptera; Culicidae. Gene Ontology annotation, biological process: chromosome condensation; nucleosome assembly; negative regulation of DNA recombination. The transcript has a single exon.